This is a messenger RNA of Odobenus rosmarus divergens (Pacific walrus), 2340 nucleotides long. RefSeq names its product myeloid/lymphoid or mixed-lineage leukemia (trithorax homolog, Drosophila); translocated to, 1 (gene MLLT1). The record is from RefSeq and is a predicted model, not a curated record. Lineage: Eukaryota; Metazoa; Chordata; Mammalia; Carnivora; Odobenidae. The transcript has 12 exons. Gene Ontology annotation, biological process: regulation of DNA-templated transcription. The coding region runs from base 138 to 1808 and encodes 556 amino acids. Gene Ontology annotation, cellular component: super elongation complex.
GCGGGGCUGGCGGGCGGGCGGGCAGCCGGGAGCGGCGGCGGCGGCGGCGCCUGACAGACAAUGAGGGCGGCGGGGCGGCGCUGAGCGGCGGCGGCGGCGAGCGACGCGGGGCCCGGGGGCGGGGCGGGGCGCCAGCCAUGGACAAUCAGUGCACUGUCCAGGUCAAGUUAGAGCUGGGACACCGCGCCCAACUGCGCAAGAAGCCCACCACAGAGGGGUUCACCCACGAUUGGAUGGUGUUUGUCCGUGGCCCUGAGCAAUGUGAAAUCCAGCACUUCGUGGAGAAAGUGGUCUUCCGGCUGCACGACAGCUUCCCCAAGCCCAAGCGUGUGUGCAAGGAGCCCCCUUACAAAGUGGAGGAGUCGGGUUACGCUGGCUUCAUCAUGCCCAUCGAGGUGUACUUCAAAAACAAGGAGGAGCCCAGGAAGGUAUGCUUCACCUAUGACCUGUUCCUGAACCUGGAGGGCAACCCGCCUGUGAACCACCUGCGCUGUGAGAAGCUCACCUUCAACAACCCCACCAUUGAGUUCCGGUACAAGCUCCUGAUGGCUGGCGGGGUGAUGGUAAUGCCCGAAGGAGCAGAAACGGUGUCCAGGCCCAGCCCCGACUACCCCAUGUUACCCACAAUUCCACUCUCUGCCUUCUCUGACCCCAAGAAGACCAAACCGUCCCACGGCUCCAAGGACGCCAGCAGGGAGAGCAGCAAGGCCUGCAAGACCCACAAGACGGCCAAGGAGCACCGGGAGCGGCCGCGUAAGGACUCCGAGGGCAAGGCCCCGUCCAAGGAGCCGGAGCGUGAGCCGGCCAGGAGUGCCAAGGACGCCACACGGAAGCUGGGCGAAGGCCGGCCGCCCAAGGAAGAGAAGGCCCCGCCGGCCAAGGCCGCAUUCAAGGAGCCCAAGAUGGCCCUGAAGGAGACCAAACUGGAGAGCAUGUCCCCCAAGGGCGGGCCCCCGCCCCCGCCCCCACCCAAGUCUUCCAGCAAGCGGCCGGCUGCCGCCGACUCCCCCAAGCCCAGCGCCAAAAAGCAGAAGAAGAGCAGCUCUAAGGGGUCCAGGAGUGCCCCCAGCACCUCGCCCCGCACCUCGUCUUCCUCCUUCUCGGACAAAAAGCCAGCCAAGGACAAGGGCAGCGCCAAAGGGGAGAAGGUCAAGACCGAGAGCGAGCCCAGGGAGAUCAAAAAGCCCCCGGAGGUGGAGGAGUCCAACUCGGAGGACGAGGCCUCCUUCAAGACAGAGUCUGCCCAGUCAAGCCCAUCCAACUCCAGCUCCAGCUCUGACUCCAGUUCAGAUUCGGACUUCGAGCCUUCGCAGAACCACAGUCAAGGACCCCUGCGCUCCAUGGUGGAGGACCUGCAGUCUGAGGAGUCCGAUGAGGACGACUCUUCAUCAGGCGAGGAGGCCUCUGGCAAGACGAAUGCUGGGAGGGAUUCCAGGUUGAGCUUCAGUGACAGUGAGAGUGACAACAGCGCCGACUCCUGCCUGCCCAGCCGGGAGCCCCCUCCCUCCAAGAAACCACCCCCGCCCAACAGCAAGGCCUCAGGCCGGAGGAGCCCGGAGCCCUGCAGCAAGCCCGAGAAGAUCCUCAAGAGGGGCACCUACGACAAGGCCUACACGGAUGAGCUGGUAGAGCUGCACCGGAGGCUGAUGGCCCUGCGGGAGCGCAACGUGCUGCAACAGAUCGUCAACCUGAUCGAGGAGACCGGCCAUUUCAACGUCACCAACACCACCUUCGACUUCGAUCUCUUCUCCCUGGACGAGACCACCGUGCGUAAGCUGCAGAGCUACCUGGAGGCCGUGGCCACAUGACCCUGGGCCGGGUGCUGGGCCCACUUCGCUGGGGCCCCAGGAGGCCACAUCCGGGCCCCGCCUUCCUCCUUCUCUCUCGACUCACCUGCCCGCAGCACUGCCUUAGUGACCGCCCUGUCCUCGGCCCGCACGGCCAGCUGCACUUUCCUCGCCGGCUCCCGGCCCGCCCUCCCCACCACCUUAGCGGGAGCCCUGAGGCUGAGGGGCGGGGGGGCAGGCCAGCGCCACUGCUCCCCACUACUCAGGGGCCGUCCCCUGGGCCCCCCUUGGAAAGCAGCUGGUGUUGAAGGCAGCACCAGGCCUCACUUCAGAAGGGGAGGAAAGGUGGCCAGCAGCGGGGGCCUGGUUUCACUGCCCGGGCCUCUCUGAGCAGCCAGGGCACUGCCUCCGGCCUUCCCAAACGGUUCACAGCCCGCCCCCUCCCCCCCGCCCCCCACCGUGCCCCAGGACCGCAGAGGGCCACAGCCCCUCCGCGGGCUCUCACUGUGCUGGGCCUCCGUCUGUAUAGUUCUCUCUAGUGUACGUGUGUAUG